This is a messenger RNA of Pyrus x bretschneideri (Chinese white pear), 727 nucleotides long. RefSeq lists its product as uncharacterized. The transcript has 3 exons. Gene Ontology annotation, biological process: response to cold; regulation of circadian rhythm. The record is from RefSeq and is a predicted model, not a curated record. Lineage: Eukaryota; Viridiplantae; Streptophyta; Magnoliopsida; Rosales; Rosaceae. Bases 211 to 609 code for a protein of 132 amino acids.
CGGUCGACGACAGCUAGUGCCAUCCUCCCACAGCUCUUCCAAACUCCCUUCCAAAACCUCCAAUUUGAAAAUAUAUAUAUAGCCAACCUGCAACAUACCAACCAUCCCCUUCAUAAUUUUCAACCAUCCAUUAGCCGGGGGCUAUAACCUAGCUACUUCCUCUCCAAACCACCGUAGGUGGCGGCCGAAUUAAGAUCGGAACUAGUGAGAAUGGAGUUGUCCCCGGUUAACAUGUCGUGGACGAACGAGAAGCACGUCAAGUUUUUGAACAGCAUGGAGGAAUCCUUCGUGCGUGCCAUGUUUGAGAAGAAGAAGAACAAGGAUCACCGUCAUCUUCCUCAUCUUCCCCGUCUCGACCGCUACUUGCCGGACACCUCCGACUCAACCCUGGAUCUCAAAACCAGCAGCAGAAUCACCAAAAACCGUAACUCCUUACAAGGUGGCAGAAUGGCCGGUCGAAGUGAAAAAAGAUCGAGGACGGUAUCAUCUCAGCCUUCCAAAACAUCACAAGAUCAGAUUGAAAUCAGAACGGCCGGUGAUAAAGAUGAGAUAGAGCAACAAAAUGUUAAUGUACCAGAUCAGCUGGCAGUGGCUGCACCAAUCAACUGAUCAGAUCAACCGGCCAUCCAUGGAUAUGAUUAGAUCUUGCUAACGUUAAUCUUAGCAUUAAUAAUUGAGUAAUGAUAUUCUUACCACAAUUCUAUAUAACAUUUCUUUACUAUCUUAA